Molecule: messenger RNA, 1284 nt
Organism: Acanthisitta chloris (rifleman)
Lineage: Eukaryota; Metazoa; Chordata; Aves; Passeriformes; Acanthisittidae
Gene: MATN1
Product: matrilin 1, cartilage matrix protein
Exons: 6
Molecular function (GO): calcium ion binding
Source: RefSeq, a predicted model, not a curated record
GUGGCGAUCGUGGUGACGGAUGGACGUCCCCAGGAUGGGGUGCAGGAUGUCUCAGCCAGGGCCAGAGCUGCUGGCAUCGAGAUCUUUGCCAUCGGCGUUGGCCGCGUGGACAUGCACACGCUGAGGCAAAUCGCCAGUGAACCUCUGGAUGAGCAUGUGGACUACGUGGAGAGCUACAGUGUGAUAGAGAAGCUGACACACAAGUUUCAAGAAGCUUUUUGUGUGGUGUCUGACCUGUGUGCCACUGGGGACCACGACUGUGAGCAGAUCUGUGUCAGCACCCCUGGAGCCUACAAGUGUGCCUGCAAGGAGGGUUUCACACUCAACACUGAUGGCAAGACCUGCAGUGCUUGCAGUGGUGGGUUGGGAUCUGCUCUGGAUCUUGUUUUCCUGAUCGAUGGCUCCAAGAGUGUUCGACCUGAGAAUUUUGAGCUGGUGAAGAAAUUCAUCAACCAAAUUGUGGACUCUCUGGAGGUGUCAGACAAACAGGCCCAGGUUGGCCUAGUUCAGUACUCCAGUUCUGUCAGACAGGAGUUUCCACUGGGGCAGUUCAAGAACAAGAAGGACAUCAAAGCAGCAGUAAAGAAGAUGUCCUACAUGGAGAAAGGCACCAUGACAGGCCAAGCUCUGAAGUACCUUGUUGACAGCUCCUUUGCCCUCAUCAAUGGAGCUAGGCCUGGGGUCCCCAAGGUGGGCAUAGUCUUCACUGAUGGACGGUCACAAGAUUAUAUCACAGAUGCUGCUAAGAAAGCCAAAGACUCAGGUUUUAGGAUGUUUGCUGUGGGAGUUGGCAAUGCAGUGGAGGAUGAGCUGAGGGAAAUUGCUUCAGAGCCAGUAGCUGAGCACUACUUCUACACAGCUGACUUCAGGACCAUCAGCAAGAUUGGGAAGAAGCUACAGAUGAAGAUCUGUGUUGAGGAAGAUCCAUGUGAAUGUAAAUCUAUUGUGAAGUUCCAGACCAAAGUAGAAGACCUCAUCAAUUCAUUGCAGCAAAAAUUGGAAGCUGUGGCCAAAAGGAUUGAAGCUCUGGAGAACAAGAUCAUCUAAGACCCCAACAUAGUAUUAUUUACAUCCUUCCAAAUGUAACAGACCUAGAAUUCCUUCACUUGGAGGCAGCUGAGGCACAGUGCUCUGGGCAGCUUGUAUUUGUUAAAGAGUCUAGUCACCUGCAUUUGUUUUAAGGGAAGAAAUAUAGCAGUAGAGCAGACAUUGUAUAACAGAGCACUGUGUGUGACCCAGAGCUAGGCCAUGCUAAUGUUUGUUGCAUCCUAUAGAGUGCCUAUA